AUGCGGUCUGCCCGGAAAUGGUGUAUCGUUGAUGCAGGCAGCAAUGCUGUAAUCACAGCGAGGGAGUUUGGGAAGAUGGUCCUCAUUAUUCCGCGUGUUGUCCCUGACUUUUCAUCGCCGCUUGGCGGAGAGCUUGUCAUUUCCUUUCCUGAUGGAUAUGGAUGCGAAACCUUCUCUGUACCGCUCAACCCAACAUCUGAUGUUCUGAAGAACUGGAAAAUUAUCGAAAACUCGCUCUGGGGAACCAUCAUUGACGGAUACAUCUGCCAAUCUCUCCCUCCUUCCACACUAUCGCCGUCUACCAUCUUGUCAACAUAUUUCGGGCGCCCAGUGCACCUGGUCAUGAAAGGUCCUCAGCCCCGCGAAUGCGCACCAACACUUGGGGUUCCCGGUUUACAAGCGACGACGCUGUUCCAGGACGGUUUCCCGCUCCUCAUCGCGAGCGAGGAAAGCCUGCAGCGAUUGCAGGAGCGCAUUCACACCGCGGCUGUCAAGAGUCCAGAGGAGGUGCACAUCGGUGGACUCGAUCAUGCGCGCUGGCGCGAUGGCGAGCUGCCUAUGGAGCGAUUCCGCCCGAAUAUCGUGCUCAAGGGUGCUGGUGUCCCCUUCGCAGAGGACAUGUGGCGGGAAAUCGUCGUGAGCCCGGACCGCGCACUUGACCCGGCGUCCGCUCCUCCUCAACAAACAAUCACCCUCGUGUCGAAGUGUACGCGCUGUCUGCUACCGAAUGUGGACAUCGCAACAGGCGUGCGCGACGCCGCAGUGCCGUUCAAGGUGCUGAUGAAGUUCCGGACUGGGAAGGACCCGGCGCGCAUGAACCAGAGUUGCUUCGGUUGCAACGCUGUGUAUGGCGGGGAGGGCGUGUUGCACGUAGGUGACUGGGUGCGUGUAAAGACGUGGGCUGGCGGGGGAGGUGUGUAG
This is a messenger RNA of Sparassis crispa, 921 nucleotides long. RefSeq lists its product as hypothetical. The transcript is spliced from 7 exons. Bases 1 to 921 code for a protein of 306 amino acids. NCBI's taxonomy places the organism in Eukaryota, Fungi, Basidiomycota, Agaricomycetes, Polyporales, Sparassidaceae. The record is from RefSeq and is a predicted model, not a curated record. Gene Ontology annotation, molecular function: catalytic activity; molybdenum ion binding; pyridoxal phosphate binding.